Bombus huntii is the source of this 1003-nucleotide messenger RNA. RefSeq names its product dynein regulatory complex protein 8-like. Lineage: Eukaryota; Metazoa; Arthropoda; Insecta; Hymenoptera; Apidae. The record is from RefSeq and is a predicted model, not a curated record. The coding region runs from base 16 to 663 and encodes 215 amino acids. Gene Ontology annotation, molecular function: calcium ion binding. The transcript has 4 exons.
GCUUAUUGUAAUUUUAUGUUAUACAUUUUUCAUAUAUUUUCAUAUUUAACACAUACUUUUUAUACAGUGCCAGUUUCAGAACCAACAUUGCUGGAGAAAAGACUGUGCGAAAUAUUUGAUAUAUUUGAUACUGCAAAGACUGGUGAAAUAGACGUUAGAGAUUUGGGAACCAUUAUUAGGGCAUUAGGAUGUAUUAUUACCGAAGCAGAAUUACAAGAAAUACAAGUUGAAGUGGAAGAUGUAGUAAACAAUUGUGUGCCAUUAAAUAAGUUUCUAGAAUAUAUGUCUAAAGCUAUUAAUGAACGCAAAUUUAAACCAGCAGAACCAGAAGAUUUAUUAAAAGCUUUCCAAUUAUUAGAUCCCGAAAAUCGAGGAUAUAUUAUGCGAGAAGAUCUAGAAAAAGCAAUGAUGGAAAUUGGAGAACCAUUUUCAAAGGAAGAAAUAAGUAACAUGAUGGCUAUUGCAUGUGAUCCACAAACAAGAAAAAUUAAUUAUGAACAUUAUAUUAACUUACUGCUCAUUUAUGGUGAUUUUCAAGAAACGAGAACAUGGGUUGGUACUCGCGGAGCGCUGAUCUGCACUGCUUGUCGAAAUAAGGGAAAUAUUCAAAUGAAAAUCUUUCGUUUUACUGAAAUGAGUAACUUUUAUUUAUACGAUCAUUGAGUCAACUUCCAUAAUCAUACUAAAGGCAAGUUCACGCGAUAGCACUAUGGCGUUAUUUAAAUGAUAUUUUUUGUUACUUUUUACUUUUCAAAUUAAUGCUUAUGCUUCAUUCUAAUUCUAAUAAAUUCCUUAUUUUACAUUACUUAAUCAAUACAUUUGUAUUUACAUUUAUUAUUUAUUAUAGAAAAAUUUCUGAAGUUAAAAAUAAUAGUUCACUAAUAUAUAAUAUUAUUGUUAUGUAUAAUUUAAUAUAAUAACAAUAUAUAAUAACAAUAAUAUUCUAAUAAUAUAUUAAUUUAAUAUAUAAUAAGAUAAUUUAAUAUAAUUUAGUAUAAUAUAA